Molecule: messenger RNA, 501 nt
Organism: Arachis ipaensis
Lineage: Eukaryota; Viridiplantae; Streptophyta; Magnoliopsida; Fabales; Fabaceae
Source: RefSeq, a predicted model, not a curated record
AUGCAAACCAGAUCCAAGUCUGGUAUUGUAAAACCAAAACUAUUCUUAACUACUACUUCUUCCAAUCUUGAUCUUUAUAAUAAUGUUUCUACCACCACUACACAGGCUUUACAGUCACCUCAUUGGCAUCAAGUCAUGUUGGAGGAGCUGCAAGCUUUAUAUAAGAAUCAAACAUGGAGUUUAGAAACUCCUCCCCCUACUGCCAAGGUGAUCGGUAGCAGCUGGAUUUAUUCUAUUAAAAGAAAACCAAAUGGAGAUAUUGCUAAGUAUAAAGCUAAAUUGGUUGCAAAGGGUAACCACCAAGUUGAAGGGGUUGAUUAUGAACAGGUUUUUGCCCCUAUAAUCAAACCUUCAUCCAUAAGAAUUGUUCUCACCAUUGCUUUAAAGUAUCAUUGGCAGAUUCGGCAGUUCGAUUUCAAUAACGCAUUUUUGAAUGGGAAUUUGAAUGAAGUGGUUUUUAUGAAACAACCUCCAGAAUUUUCUCAAGGUGAUGUUGGAUAG